AUUAAAGCAUAUAUCAUUAAUUUUGCAUCGCAAGCAGUUUUGUGAUUCGACAGUUUCGUUGAUCUUAAUAAUUUUGUAUGGAAAAUUAUAUGCCGUUUUCUGAUUCGUUUAUCGUAUCAUUGUUUUACCUCUGGGCUGCGCUAAUUGAGCAAAUUAAACGGAUCCGCUAAUUGCGUUGAAGUUGCGCGCGGCUCAACACGUGCCAGUUACAUAAUUAUCAUAAUAAUAUUGUCAACGGAUGGUUCGACUACAACUGGGGCGAAAGACAAGACAACUAGCAAAAAACGGAAGUUUAAUUGUUGGUAUCGGCGUCUGCGUUCGGAUGAGCAUCAAUCGAGUGGGCUAUCUGUGUUUUGUUCGUGCUUUGUUAUGAGUAAAUGUUGCGUUUAAUUGUUGACCUCACUUGUGCGUGGCGUGCAUUCUGGCAUUGUAGAUUGCACAAGUAUGUUAGACAGCUGAGAUUCUGCAGCUUUUAAUUAAAUGAAAAAAUUUCCCUGUCGAAUGCACCGCCCGGUCGACUUUUUGAUACGUUGUUCUGUGAUUGUUUUCGUGUCCCUGUUGUUGUUGCAGUUGUUGAACUUGGAAUUAGUCCACGCGCACUCUACUAGAGAAAAGCGCGAAGCUCCCUGCCGAGCGUCAGAAGAAAAUGGGGCAGGGUUUUGUUUGGAUGCAGAUAAACUGCAGUCGCAGUGCGUCGGUCGAAUGGCCAUUGCCCAACAGUCCCGGGAGUGUAAGGCGGAUCAGUGGUGCUGUUUACGCAGCGGAAGACGGUUCCACGGUAAAGUUGCCAUGAACAGACUACUGAAAAGUACUUCGGUCGAUGAUGCACCAUGCGGGCAUGGUAGCAACUUCAACCGCAAUCUCUUCACAUCCGGUGGCGAAUCGAACAUACGGCGUUUCGCCAGAAUUUUCGACGGAAACCCAGUUGAUCCGGGUGAUGUUUGUUGGAUUGCUGCCAUAUUCGACAAAGGCAACGCCACGUUAGGAAUUCCAUUUACUUAUUUGUGUGCCGGCGCUGUUUUAAAUUCCACUCAUGUUAUCACUGUCGCCCACUGUGUCGACCGUCUGUUGUCCGAUACCGGCCAAAUACUCAUCCAGACAGGAAUCACCGACGCAUCGCCUGGCAUGCGGAAUGUCAAUGACGGUUGUAGUCAGAAUUUCGCUGUGGCAGACCUGAUCAUCCCAGAUUCCUACGAUCCCGAUACGCUGGAUAAGGAUUUCGCCAUACUGAAGGUUAAAGGGAAGAUCCGCAGCAAUGACUGCACUUGUCGUGCAUGUACAUUGGACCGGACAGUGUCCAGUUCCUCUAUGGUAACAUGCUGGGUGGCCGGUUUUGGCGCAACACGAGAAGGAGGACAAGGUUCCUUGCAACUUACAAAAUCGACUAUCGAUUUUGUGAGACGAGACCGAUGUGAAGUGUUGCUCGGAAGUCAACUGUCAGGAUCCAAAAGAUUUAAAUUAGCCGACUCAUCCGUGUGUGCUGGCGAUAUCCAACGGGGAGGAAUUUGCACGAACGACGGUGGUGCUCCUUUGACCUGCAUCGUCGACGGCCGGCACACACUGGUAGCGCUGGGAAGUUGGUCUACCGACUGUUCCCGAAUGCCCAGCAUUUUCGCCAGUCUGAUGUCCUGCCCGCAACUUCUCCAGGAUCCUAACGUCCCCUGCAACCUUAACGAAGCUGUCUUAACCGCGGCAGUCGCCCUGACGGAUACGGUAAUGGACGGAAGUGGACCGAAAUGCGGCAUACCCGGCACCAACGAAGUCGAUCCGUUUGCUCUGGCCAAUCAGAGCCCGGAUAAACAGGCACAAGAUGCGCUGCGCGUCAAGAAAGAAGCCAAAUCCCUGAAGACGAAGAUUCUGACGACCGGUUUUCCCAUGAUGAGCGAUCAUACCAUACCGGAAAUCAUUACCGACGACGAUGAGAUCAGAUCGAAACAGGGCACCAUCAUGCUGCCCGGCGGUAAUCUCUCCUCCAUAUCCAAACUGUUUCCGGCGGAAACCAUCGUCGGUGGUGCAACCGUGCCACUUAAUCAGAUCUGCUGGCAGGUCCUGGUUUCCACAGGCUGUGGAGGGAGCAUCAUUUCGGAUCAGCAUAUUUUGACAGCGGCACACUGCGUGACAAUAGCGGGAACGACGAAAGCUAAAGAUCCUCGUAGUGUGCGUGUUGUCCUUGGGGCUACUCAGUCUCCUGUGCAGUUCCCACUGAAAGACUGUCAAGAACUGCGCUCUGUUCGGCGGGUUAUCGUUCAUCCGGACUACUUCCUGGGCAACGACACUAGCGAAUGGGUGUCCAGCGAUAUCGCCAUUCUCGAACUGGAUCGCAGCAUCGAUUUCCGCAACCCAUGCGUGUGCCGGAUCUGUCUGCAGAAUUCCGAACCGGCACCCGGUGAGAAGUGCACCGUUAGCGGUUUCGGCUGCCAGGUGCCGACUAAGCCGUCGUCACCGUGUCAGGAUCAGAAAGUGCGUGACCUUAUGAAGCUGAAUGUCAUCAUGCCGGGGAUGACGUCUGUUCGUCCUUCUUCAAUACUGACUUCCCAGCGAAAAUGCUGACCUGCUCCGCAUCCAAUCUCAGCCAUGCGCCCUGUUUCGGGGACAGCGGUGGCCCGGUGGUGUGUUACAACAGCGAGCAGAGCACGUAUUAUCAGGGGGGUGUGACAAGUUUCGCCAUCUUCCCCGACGGAAUG
This is a messenger RNA of Paramacrobiotus metropolitanus, 2684 nucleotides long. RefSeq names its product transmembrane protease serine 9-like. Bases 481 to 2550 code for a protein of 689 amino acids. The transcript has 8 exons. NCBI's taxonomy places the organism in Eukaryota, Metazoa, Tardigrada, Eutardigrada, Parachela, Macrobiotidae. Gene Ontology annotation, biological process: proteolysis. The record is from RefSeq and is a predicted model, not a curated record. Gene Ontology annotation, molecular function: serine-type endopeptidase activity.